UUGCCACUGCUGUGCUAACGCCACCAAAAAAUGAAGCCUCUCAGUCAAACGCUAGGCCAGGAAACGCUGGGCUUGUCAAAUUUCUGCAACACUGCCAGAGUGCGCGCGCGCCGUCCCGGUGCCUGUGAGCGCGCGCUGGAGAGACACACAGGCGAAGGAGGAGGGAGGCAAAGGGAAAACGGGGGAAUAGCGGUGUGUGUAUGUGUGUGGGGGGUGGGGGAGGGGAAGCAUCGCCGGAGCAGAUUUCUGGCAUCCUGUGUGUGUGUAUAUCGCGCCAUUCUUCGCUGUCUCGAGUCGCUGUAUCUCGCGAGCGGAGGCGUCACCUUCGGUUUGUAGGUCGUUAUCUUGUGUGAGAGUGAGAAUGAGCGACGCCUGGCGCGAGCGCUGUCGUGCUGUGUGAAUCUGCCCCCAGCCUCAAUCAGCGCAUCUCGUGUUCGGAUCUGAUGGGAGCCAAAGCGGAUGCAGGUACAGCAUUAACACCCGGACUGCUCUGAUCGCCCACCAAAUACAAGCAUCUUGUUGCUGUUUGCACAACACAGGGCCUUUUUUUUCCUUUUUUUUUUCUUUAAUUAUUAUUAUUAUUUUUGCAAUGUGAUCUCUGUCGCUUGAGCUGUUUCUUUACACGGAAAGCGGAGGAGGAGGAGGGGAUCUGGACCGGGAUUUCUUUUUUUUGUUCAUUUUUUCCCCCUCACCGGGCUCUACACUGAAUCACGCUCCUGUUAUAAUCUGAGGAUCGGGUGUGAUGCAGGAUCACGUCCGGAAUACGAGAAAGCAUCGCGUAUGAAUCGGAGCUUGACUGUAAUUGUGAUCUUAUCUGUUUUGGCGUUUGUCUUCGCAUUUUUGAGGGAACCCAGCUGGGCAGAUAGGGGAGAUAGAGACGUAGGGGAGAACGCAUCAGAGCUGGAAAACCCAGAGUGCUAAAGAGAGAGAGAGAGAGAGAGAGAGAGAGAGAGAGAGAACAAGGAACAUUAAAUCAUGCUGCCUUCGCAAGAAGCCUCCAAGAUCUAUCAUGACAACUACAUGCGCAACUCGCGGGCCAUCGGCGUGCUGUGGGCCAUCUUCACCAUCUGUUUCGCCAUCAUCAACGUGGUGGUGUUCAUCCAGCCCUACUGGAUAGGCGACAGCGUAAACACGCCGUACGCCGGCUACUUCGGCCUCUUCCACUACUGCGUGGGUGAGGGAAGCUCGAACCGGGAGCUCACCUGCCGGGGCACGUUCUCCGACCUGAGCUCCAUGCCAUCAGGCGCCUUCAAGGCCGCCUUUUUCUUCGUGCUGCUCUCCAUGGUGCUCAUCCUGAGCUGCAUCGCCUGCAUGGCGCUCUUCUUCUUCUGCAACACCGCCACCGUGUACAAGACGUGCGCCUGGAUGCAGCUGCUCUGCGCUGUGUGUCUGGUGUUCGGAUGUAUAAUUUUCCCGGCUGGCUGGGAUGCAGAGGUGGUUCAGGACUUGUGUGGUGAGGAGACAGGGAAGUACACGCUGGGGAACUGCUCAGUGCGCUGGGCCUACAUCCUGGCCAUCAUCGGCAUCCUGGAUGCACUCAUCCUCUCUUUCCUUGCCUUUGUCCUCGGGAAUCGCCAGAGCGACUUCCUUCAAGAUGAAGUCAAGGCUGACAAUAAAGACUUUGCAGUAUCAAGGCAGCCACUGCACCUGACCUCUACACUCCGAAUGGAUGGUAUUGAGAUCCGUGACACAAAGGAUCCUCGUUUUGGUGUCCAGCGGUUCCAUUAAAGAGACGCCACCUCCACUUCUUUCUUCUCUUCCUUCUUCAUCCCCGUGUCCUUCUCUCCUUGUCCUCUCAGGUCUGCGUCUCUGACCUCAGUUAGGAAGCUGCUAGCUCAGCUCUUUGUAAUAUAGGACUGGCCUGGAGCACAUUUCAAGAAGAGAACCUAUUCUACAUACGUACACCUGUUUAAAGAGAAUUCAAAAUCAAGAUAAAAAUCAAUAAAAAAAAAUAAGCUUUACAAAUCCAACAACUCUGGGAAAGUGAUGAACCUUACACAGUAUUAUUAUUCUAUAUUAUUACUAUGAUUACAAUGUUACAGUGAUAAUUAUGCUUGCAACAGCGGUAUUAUGUUCAAAUUUACAUAUUUUAUCUAAAAUGGGAAAAAGCAAUUAUUUCUAGCUUUAAAAAAUACAUUCUAAUAAUGAAUUAAUGCAUAUGUAUAAGUGCUUGGGUGCUACUAGAGACACAGAUGAAUCAAAAAAUCAAGCCAAAAAUCAAAUAAAAGAAAAAAGGGGGCAACAUUUUGUACAGCACAAGAUGUAAUUUUGAAGACCAACUUUUUUUCCUGGAAGAUUUUGAACUCCCUUCUUUGUACACGUGGUCAAUAACCAGAGAUUAGUAUGAGAAAAGAAGUAGUUCAUUUGUAAAUAAUAGAUUUCUAUGGAGACAGGGUACAGACAUAACACAUUUAUUGACCCAAACUAUAUUCCCACUCCACUGCGGAGUGGACUUAUAAAAUCUCUCACCAUUUCUUCACCUCUUGAUCAAAUGGGAGCUGCCAGUUCUCAGAGUUUAUAGCUACACACCGUGAGGAGGCUAUGUUAAUGUCUGAAGGUUAAAUAUUUAUUUUGGCAUGGAACUUUCCAUUCACAAAGCUUCACUGGUUAUUUAAUCUUGUUCACCUUUUAUUAUCAUUUUUUUUAAUUAUCCUCUGUAAAACAGCAGGGAGGUGACAAACAAUGACUAACAAAUGACAAUUUUCACAUUCUGGUUACAAUAAUUUCACUAAUAGUUACUUAAACUUGCUUGUUAUAAUCCUGUUACAUUUUUUCUGUUUGUAAGUUUGUUUCAUACAUUUUGUCUUGACGAAAAGCCCUGCAUGCUGCAUUCUACUCAGGCCCGACAAGUGGAGCACUGAUAAGUGGUAUUUCACCAUUUCCCAGACCCAACGAGUUGAGCAUCAGUGAGACCAUACAACUACACAGCACAACAUAGCUGACCAUGAUGGGUCAACAUAUGAGGUCAAGGAGCAGAUGUUUGCCUUCAAGGGUACACAUGCAGACUGAAGAUUUAUCUCAGUGUUAGCUUCUAAACUCAUGUUAGCUAAGAAACAUUUUGUGUUCUUCUGCAAUGAACAAACCAUGUGCUACAAUCAGCCCCAGGUAAAUGAAAAUUUUUAAUUACAGAAAAAUCCUUAACUCUGCACGAGUCUCAGUUCAGGCCAUUGUGGGUUUCACUACAUUUGGAAAUAGCUUCACACUUUGGAGUCCUCAUGUAUAAUGUAAGGAGGAAAAACACUGUAAUGUCAGUUUGGGGCACAGCUACGCAGUAAUGUGAUUGAAAGACCAAUUUAUUUUCAGGGUUUGAAAAGAUAUGACCACUGUGGUGGUGGAAGUCAGGUGCAGAACUGCCAGAACAGUACUAAGCUCUGAGAUUCUUAACUAAGCAUGGCAAAUAUACAUGGCAAAUAUAAAGCUUCUGAUGUUGCAAUAUUAAAUCUGGUCUGUCAGUUGCAGCGACCCUGAUUGGGGCUUUGAGCAGAUUCAUAAAUCACUGAGGCAAAUUGUGCAAUUAAAUACACCAUGUAGAUGUUUAUAUUCAAAACGUGUUUACAAUGCCAUUUAAGGUUGCAUUUUUGUUCUCUGGUCAAUGUUAGUUUUUAAAAUAGCUGUAAUUUUCUUGUCUCUUCUCCCCAAAAUCCUUUGCACAUGUAACACCUUUUGUGCUCCCUGGACAGAGAAUUUCUUGUACAGAGACUUUCCUUGUGCUCCACAAGAAAGUGUUACAUUGAUGCUGGGAAUAAUUUCCUGGGUCAUUCAAAGGACAAUACACACACUGCACUAACCUGGAGAGAGGGUCUGGAUAGCACUGUGCAGCUUUGUGGUUGGACACUUUCAGAUACAUGAAGCUGAAGUGUGAAAUGUGAAUUCCUCCAUAUGGUGCUUUAUCCCUGUCCCCUUCUCAAUCAGCAUUCUCUCCAUCACCCCAGCCUCAAAUGCCCCACAGCCCCAUGACCAUGGAGGAAGGGGGGGAUGAAGGGGAUGGGAAUGCAAUCUGUGAAUGGGAAGGAGAGAAAGGAGUGGUACAGACCAAGCAGAACUUUUCCUCAGUGAAGCCUGCAAAACAGAAGCAAUGAUCCCCUUGAAGACAUGGCAAAGAGCCUCAGAAUCCCUACAUGUCCACCUUCUCCCUUUUGCCACACUCCCUCUCUCUCACCGUCAUCCAUGAAGACUUAUAAAUGCAACUCUGUGUUUCCUUGAUAAUAUAUGAACAAACAUAAUAGUGGUUUUGAUCACGUAUAAUUUUAUGCCUUUUAAGUCUAAAAUCUUCUUUUGAGCAUUUCGGGGAUCUAAGUGGUUCUAAUGUUCUGGAGAAUCCCUGUACUGCACAGUUUAAUGUUUUCCAUGUUACCACCCACCUGAUUAAAGGCCAGAUACCUCAGAAAAAAGGCUUCUUUUUUUUAUUUACUCAUAUCAGAACAAAACAUUUUUUCUUAAAAUGUAUUCAGAUAUGCAAAUGAGACAACAAUAUAUUAGAUAGGCACUAAUUGGCAUAUCACAAAAAAAUUUUAAACAAAUGGAUUAACUUGGAGUGACUUUUGAAGCUUUCCAACUAUAUAAUGAUUCAAAGUAAAACUAUUUUUAAAAAGUAACCUGAAAAUUUUUUACUUUUUUUGGAAGCAAAAUCACCAUUUUUGCCUGUGGUGCCUGGCCUUAAGAUAGCUGAAGAGUUGAAUCAGGCAUGUUGGAGCAGUAAAAACACUAGACUACAGAACAGGGGUCUCACACAAUGUGAUCUGGGAACCACUGAAAAACAGCUUACUGUCCUCAGGAGUUUUUAUUGUAGUGGGAGUGAAUCAUGUAUGGUUUGGAAAGGAAAGAACUGGAUACAGAAAUACACUUGGAUUAUUUUUACUUCACAAGAUUAAAGGUCAUGCUUUAAACUGCAGUAUUAUGCCAUAUUGUGUAUGACAUCGACCGUUCUAUUAUUAAAAUAAGAGCAAGAAAAGUAAAUAGCAUGAUUUGAGAAUAAUAACUGCGUGUAAAGGAAUGAGGGCACACACUCAAUGACGUGGGUUGGCACAAGUUCUAGGUACAAGUCCAUGGGCCCUGUGAAAAAUAUUUAGAAAGGUUUUACUGUGUGUGUUUUGGAUGUUCACAAAGCCAGUCUUUACAUCACAACUCCUCCAUCAACUGCCUGCAUUAAUCCAUCCAUUCACCUUUAAAGGAAAAUGUGAACAGAAACUCUUUUUUUGUUGUUUUGUUGUUUCAUUGUGCAGACUGUACUGUCUUAUAUGCUGAAACAUUUGGAUUAAGGUCCAAAAAUCAGAGUCCACUAUCAAGAACUGUUACAUUUACUCAGUUGUCAAAUUUUAAAGCAUGCACAUGCCUCAGUACUACUACUUCCUUUAGUGUGUACUGAACAAUUGUAGCUUUUAUUAGUGAACAAUGAUGUUAUCUUCUUUGAGGAAAUAUGAUUAAACAAAACUGCAUUUUUUUCACUUCUUCAUAACUGAUGUCAUAACUGAAAUUCAGUGGAUUUAGAAUUUUGACCCUGUUUGUACACACGAUGGUUUGACCAUUAACUAUUUGCAGAACAGUUUUUUUCUCUCAAUUAAUUCUACUUCUGUGUGUAAUUAUGUGCACUCAGUAUUGAGUUAGGUUUGUCAUUUGAAAAGAAAGAUUGAGGAGAUGCAAAUGGAAAAUGUGAUGUGCUUUUUUCCACGUCGUAACUGUGGCCAUGAUGUACUGCAGCUGCUCUGCUGCUGUCUAUCAAUAACAAUCACAAUGUCACUAUCCUAUCAAAAGCAAUCCUUUCAAGCAGUUCAUCAUUAUGUAUACAACUGGAGAAACACAAAGCACUCCAGUCUUGGAAUAGUUAUUAAUCUGCUACUAAUUGCUGUCACUUUACAUCUCCCUUCUCUCUUUAAUGAUUUUGUAACUUUCUCUGCAAUCUUUUGCUUGGAAAUAGAUGUGCCAAACCGAACUAAGCAGACUGCUGUGGACAGAUAUGACUGAUUUUUUUUUCAGUAUGUAUUUUUUCCCCUGUGCAAGUGUUGAAUGCCUUUCUGUUGGAGUUUUGGGGUUUUUUUGGUCUAGUUAUAAAUGUUCAUUUUAAUCUGAUAUUUUCUGGGAUGCUGCGAUGUCUCUUCAUAAAAUGAAAUAUGUUAUGUGAAUGUUUCUGAAAGAUUGUCAUGGGGGAGUGCAAAAUGGCUGACAUCGUCACCGCCACUUAUACAUUGUUGGUGUUUUAAAAGAUCAAAAAAAAAAAAAACCUGAAAUAAAUCAAUUGAAUCGGAUUUUGAGGUUUAUUUUGCUGUGAAACUGAAUGAUUUGAAAUGUUAAAAGGUAUAUUUAAUUUGACAAACUGACAACUAACCAAUAUCAAACUAAAUUUAAAUUUCUUAACCAUCAAACAGUGACAGAUAUCAUGACUGAUUAAAAGUAUGCAUGAGAAAAAAGAAGGUAGUAAUUAUUCGUAUUACUACUAAGUAUUACUAAUACAUAAUGUACUGUAUACUACACUAUUUUGUUUGUUUGAAUAAUUCAACCAUCAAAUUAUUGCAACGCUCAGAAGGCUCUACGAGCCCACACUCAUCUGCUCAUGUGAGCUGAAGAGCUGAAGCUUUGGCAAAUGCCAUUAGACUGUUACUGAUCAACCCCCUAAUGAGAGCAGUGGCUCU
This is a messenger RNA of Pangasianodon hypophthalmus (striped catfish), 6626 nucleotides long. RefSeq names its product LHFPL tetraspan subfamily member 4a (gene lhfpl4a). The transcript has 5 exons. NCBI's taxonomy places the organism in Eukaryota, Metazoa, Chordata, Actinopteri, Siluriformes, Pangasiidae. Gene Ontology annotation, cellular component: inhibitory synapse; plasma membrane; postsynaptic membrane. Gene Ontology annotation, biological process: sensory perception of sound; gamma-aminobutyric acid receptor clustering. Gene Ontology annotation, molecular function: GABA receptor binding. The coding region runs from base 976 to 1728 and encodes 250 amino acids. The record is from RefSeq and is a predicted model, not a curated record.